AUGAAGCAGUUGGAGUUUGCCGACGAGAUGACUCGGACCCUGAAACCCCAAGGGAGGGUUUGCGGUGGUUCAUGUGGGUGCCACAGAUACGUACAUUUGGUGAAGAUGCGUGAUUUAGAUAAUGGCCCCAUGCCUCAUAUCAGAGAAUUCGUUAUUCAGAAAGUAGUUGAUCACCACCUCCACCAGAUGAAGAAUUCUGGUGGUGGUGGCAAGUGCUGGAUCCCUGGUUACAAGACAGAUUUGAUCCGGGAUGCUGAGCCACUCAUUCAAGAGGAGCCCCUUAAGCCCUGGAUCACACUCAAGAGGAACAUUAAGAACGUUAAAUAUAUCCCUUCCAUGGUUGAUAUACGUUUCAAGAGUAGAUACGUAUGCGUUGAUGUUGGUGCUCCUAGUUACGGAUCAAGUAUCGGGAGCUGGUUCAAGAAACAGUACCCCAAGCAGAACCAAACGUUUGAUGUUUUCGCCAUCGAGGCUGACAAGGCCUUUCACCACGAGUACAAACUCAAGAAGAAGGUGCAGCUAUUGCCAUUUGCAGCUUGGCUCAGGAAUGAGACUUUGUCCUUUGAGAUCAAUCACGAUCCGGGCAAGGAAGCUGAAGCCAACACAAGGGGGAUGGGCAGAAUCCAGCCUUCUUCCUCGACCUUAGCUGGAGAGGUGAAUCUGAUUCAAGGGUUCGAUUUCGCUGACUGGUUGAACAAGACUGUGAAAGAGAGGGACUUAGUUGUGAUGAAGAUGGAUGUUGAAGGAACCGAAUUUGAUCUGAUCCCCAGGCUAAUCAAGACCCGAGCCAUUUGUCUAAUCGAUGAGCUCUUCCCUGAAUGCCAUUACAACAGGUGGCAGAGAUGUUGUCCUGGCCAAAGGAGCCUUAAGUACAAUAAGACUUAUAACCAAUGCUUAGAGCUCUUUACUUCGCUCAGACAAAGUGGGGUGCUUGUCCAUCAAUGGUGGUAGUGGCUUGGGUGAAUUUCAAAUAUAUCAAUCUACUUUCUUCGUCUAGAGUAUAAACAAGGAUAUAUUGUCGGGUUUCUAUAAAAAACGAAAAGAAAAUGCACACACACACGCUUGUCUUGUCUUCUCUGUUUUGAAUUUCCGUUUACUAUAAGAAGUUUUAGUUUGAAAUGGAAAUUUGAGUUUCUCUCACUUUUUUAAACUUCAUACUAGAUUUUGACCCGCGCAACCGCGCGGGUGUUUGUUUUCGUUUAUAGUUAUAUAAACAUUUUUUUU
Eruca vesicaria subsp. sativa (arugula) is the source of this 1224-nucleotide messenger RNA. NCBI's taxonomy places the organism in Eukaryota, Viridiplantae, Streptophyta, Magnoliopsida, Brassicales, Brassicaceae. The record is from the annotation of a GenBank genome assembly.